AUGUCUUCCCGCAGCAGCCGACAAUGGAAAGCCAAAGCUCAGCCACCACAGGCAGAGCAUCAACCCAAUCUUCCAGCACGACGUGCAGGGAACGGCUCUGCCGAGGAGGCGAGCGAAGCAGCCCCUUCUGCUUUCGACGUGCUUGCUCGACAAGAUGUAUCCAGCAACAGGCGGCAAAGACAUAGGCACCAGAGCGAAGCUUGGGGCAGCUGGAGCAACUACGGGUACGGUUACUACCAAACUCAAGAUCCGACCUGGAGCACUGGCCCUUGGCAAAGUUGGCCAACUUGGAAUCCUGCAGACGGCUUUUCGAAUUCUGAAUGGUACGCUGGACCCGGACCCCAAGUGCGCCGGUCCGUGGAAUUUCGCGCGCACCGGCGGCAGAAUGCACAAGCGCAGUCUGUGGACGAGAGCAUUCCCGAGAGCGCAUCUGCCGACCUUCGCCCAGAACAGCUGUUAAGAAGAAGCCCAAGACAGUCCGAGACUCCUGAGCAUAGCUUCCUCCCCCCUGCUGCUGGUGCGCCCGAUGACGCUGACGCAGAUGGCAGCAGGCCAAGCUCCGGGUUCGUGGAGACGACCAUGCCAUCUGCGGUGGUAGACGCCGCCGAAACCAAUGCUCUGCUGCGGCCGGACGCAUUGUCUGCACCAAUCGAGACAUUUCCUCACGAGGAAGGAGUGGAGGUUCUUUCUGAAGAGCCUAGGCCCAGGUCUUGGCUCAGCGGAGCUCCAGAUGCCUUGGCUUAUAUCGAGGAUUUCCUGGCACACACAGAAGAGCCGCAAGUGGUGGAGGAUUGGGAGGACAUGGCAGAGGACCUUGCCGAAGAUCGCGAGCCUCCAUGGUACAAUGUGCCUUACUUGUUGCGGUAUCGGUUUCGAAAGCCGACUACGGACAGCAGCUUGGAAGGUUUGCCGAAGUUGGGCCGGCGGCCUAAGCCUGCAGUGCCGGCUCGUGUCCCAGGACGUGAUUUGGUAGCAGCUGUCAAGGAUGUGUCCGGAGAAGGCCUAGCGCUUGGGCUCUCACCUUUGAGCGCCGUGGCAAGCUAUGGACAGGCUUUUGAAGCAGGCGUUUCGGCGAGUGGAAGCUGGGACAAGGUGGAACUUCUGCCGUGGUCCUUACUGCACCCAGCUGGUCCUCCAUCGUGGGGUGAAGGUCGAGAAGCCACUGUUCGCUGGCGCUUCCAUGUGGUCGAUUUGCGUGCUAAGCCCACUGAAUUCCAUGCGGGCAACAAGAACCUGCUGCACUUGACUGACGGUGCCGGCAAUUGGGUGCAGACGAAGCUGCUGCCAGGGAUUCUGACCGUGGAGAUAUGUUUGCAGCGGAGCCUACCUCUUCAUGUUCAAGUCGGACCUUGUCAACUGAGAGAUGGCCAGGCAGAUGAGCAUGAGGUGCGAGCGCUGGUGCUCACUGACAAGCUUUGCUUGUGUCUAGACCAUCGUCGGCCAGAGACUGGACUUCACUGUUUCUGUCCGGAGGCGCUGCUUGCUGCAGCAGCCCCGAUGCCUGCCGCCAGCGAGGUGGUAAACUGGGACAGCACUGCAGACUACAUGGCUAGCUGGCGGCCUGCAGUUGAGCUGGAGGCUGCAGCAAGUGCUGCAGAUGAAGACGACACCAGAAUCCUUUCCAAUGUCGAGAUCACAUGGAGUGACACAGGGGUGGGCUCCUUCGUGGUGCCCAGCGCUCUUGCAUCAGCGCAUCGAAUGAAGAUGCGCGGCUUGAUUCGAGGAGAAGAUGGGCCGACGGAGUGGAGUUCUGGUUGGUUGUGUUUGCGCCUCCCCGCGCAGCAAAGCAGCGGAGGUAUCGGUUGGCGUGGCCAUGCAGGCAUUGUAGAUGCUGAUCUCGUCGGUGACGACGGUAAUGCUCAGCCAUUGGCGGUCGUUGUUGGUGAGGAGGAUGCUCAAAUUCCGCAGACGAUGUCCCUUCGCAUCAGUUUCCAGAUGGUUCCUGGUGCUUCAGACUCGUCUGGGAUGCCCGGAAUCAGGAAAACUGGCUACCUAAUUGAGUUCAUUCCGAAAUCGCUGCCAUACAGCUGCAUGGCGGUGGCACUGGCAGAGCUGAGUUCUGCAUCUCCGCUGCUCCGGGAGGUUGUCCUUCAGGCCAGGGCACCAGCCCCCGGCCGCCCCGGCCGCCCUGGCCCUGCGGCUGCGCAGCGAUGCCUUGACGACGAGGCUUCCUGGCACUCGGAAGUGCAGGAGUCUUUUGCAAAGAGCCGGCCUCCAAGCUUCAGAGAGAGAUAUAUAUAUAUAUACACUUAUAUCACCCUGCUCGUUUGGAAUUUGUUGUUGUUGCAGUACGCGAGGUUGGGUUAG
Symbiodinium sp. CCMP2456 is the source of this 2307-nucleotide messenger RNA. The record is from the annotation of a GenBank genome assembly. NCBI's taxonomy places the organism in Eukaryota, Dinophyceae, Suessiales, Symbiodiniaceae.